CCGAUGCGGUCAGACACGGCCGACUCUCUGCCCACGCUGCGAGACGACCUUAGCGAGUUCGACAGCAACAGUUCGAAUGCUGUCCAGGAAUCCCCGCAUCGGGUCGAGCGGCAAUGGAGCAAUCCAUUCGUGACGGCACUAUCGCCGCCACCGCCGGGGUCCCACUUUCGGCUGAGGAGCCACUCAGGCCUGGCAUUGCACACCAACCAGUCUGCCUUCCGCCGCUACACCAGUUACAAUGCGGACGGGUCGAUUCCCACCAGACCGGGCCCGGCGAUAGCCGUGAGCUGUGAUGACUGCAGCAGCGAGGAGGACUUCCCGCUGGCGCCCAAACCCAGUACGAAGCUCAAGGGGUUCGAGUCCCACGGCACCGUGCUUCCCGACUUCUUUGAGCGGCCGUUGAUCAAGCUGGCCUUCUCGAGCCGGGAGACGGUGCCGAGGCUUCGCAAGUUUGCCGAGACUAGACACGGCGGGACCGACAUUGACUUCUUGUUGAAGGUCGAGGAGUAUUACCGCAACCUUGAGCACACCAUCUCUACAAUGUGCUGCAUCUCGAGAAACUUCACGGGCACGACAGCGACCUCGCCGCUCGGACUUCCGCCGAACGUGGCGAGUGCGCUCAGGGCCGGCACCAAGUACUGCGCGAGAACGGCGCUACCGGCUCUUGACAAGGUGUAUCAGGAAGCCAAAUCCGCCGUCGAAGAGCGGCUGUCUGAAAGCCUCUACCCCGAGUUCGUCAAGUACCAGCUCUCGCAGUGCCUCAAGGCCUCGCUGUCGAGCACCCGCCGGGCGGGCGGGGAGUUCAAGUCCCCCUAUCAUGGGCUUGGCGAUGCCUUCUGUCUCUCCGACCCGCUUCUGCCCGACAAUCCCAUCAUCCAUGCCUCCGACGGGCUUCUGGCCAUGUCGGGGUUCCGACGGAAAGAACUCGUCGGGAAGAACGGCCGAGUCUUGCAGGGCGUUGCGACGGACCCAGACGCAGCACGCCGGCUCAGCCAAGCGAUCGCCUCGGGAGCGGAGGUCACCGAGCUGAUCCUAAACUACCGGCCGGACGGCACUCCGUUCUGGAAUCUCUUAUUCGUCUGCCCGCUAAUGGAGCGAGGCAGCGUCCGAUACUUCCUCGGCGCACAGGUGAACGUCUCGGACAACAUGGGCCCCGAGUACGAGGACAUCUUACGCGUCUUGAACUUCGGUCCGCCGGUAGAAGAGCUCCGCCCCGUCCGGUCGCCUGCAUCCCCAGCGUCCCCCAACUGGCCGCUACGCCGGAGCUCCGACAACGCCGAGCUCGAGCGUCCCCACGACGAUCAUCACCACUCCAGUCCACCACCACCCGUCGGGAAGGGCGCCUCGCGCCGCCAGCGCUUCAUCAACCGCUUCCGGCGCAAGUCGGGCUCCUCGCCCCGCGCCUCCUCCCGCUCCCGACCGAGCACCUCCUCGGAACCGCUGACCGAGCCCGACCCACCCUCUUCGCCUCCGCCGCCGGGGCGCCCUGGCCCCUUUCCUCUGACUCCUCGCCACGACCAGCCGGGCCGCCAGCAACUGCUGGACGAGCACAGCACGCCGUACGCGCACUUCCUCGUCAUGCGCUUCCACCCCGCCCCCUCUCCCUCCCCCUCCUCUUCCACCACCACCCGCAGCCCCGCCGCGGGCCCAGCACCACCACCACCGCCGCCGUCCUCGUGGCCAUCAUCAUCACCCUCAUCAUCACCCACCGACGCCCCCGCGCUCCGCGUAGCCUUCUGCUCGCGCUUCGCGCUGUCCCUGCUCGGCCUGCGCCAGCCGCCGCCACACGAGGCGGCCGCCGCCGCGCCCGCCGCCGCGCACGCAGCCGCCCUGCUGGGCCGCGACGUGUUUGCCGUGCUGACCGGCCCGCUGCUGGGCUGUCCGGCGGGCGUGCUGGGCCGCGCGGUCCGCCGCGAGGUGCUGGGCAAGGUCGCGCGGGGGGAGAGCGUGAUGGUUGAUUUGUUGGGGCCCUGCUCCGGCGAGGGGCAGGACAAGGCUGGUGGUGGUGGUGUUGGUGGUGGAGCGGGGGGGGAUGGGAAUGGGCGUGGGAAUGGGAAUGGGAAUGGGGAGAAGGAAGGGGAGGGGAGGCCGAGGCGGAGCGAGACGCUGGAUCGCGGGGCCGAGUUCUUCAGUCAUGUGUUUGGUGGUCAUGGCGGUGGUGCUGGAGUGCACGGGAAGAUGAGGCGGUGGGUGAGCAGCUGGGUGCCGCUGAAGGACGGCGAUGGGAAGGUCGGGUGGGUGGUACUGGUGCUCACGCCCGCUGCGGAGGGC
Molecule: messenger RNA, 2271 nt
Organism: Thermothielavioides terrestris NRRL 8126
Lineage: Eukaryota; Fungi; Ascomycota; Sordariomycetes; Sordariales; Chaetomiaceae
Exons: 4
Cellular component (GO): nucleus
Source: RefSeq, a predicted model, not a curated record